CCAAUUUGGACAACAUCGAAACCUUUCAAGCUUGGUCCAUGCGAGUACCGUAACAACAAAGGGUCAGUCAUGAAUGUGAACCAGGGGACAGUAGGCAGUGACCCUGUCAUCUUGGCUACGGCUGGAUACGAUCAUACCGUCCGGUUCUGGCAGGCUCACAGUGGGAUAUGCACCAGAACAGUACAGCAUCAGGACUCUCAAGUGAACUCACUUGAAGUCACACCAGACAGGAGUAUGAUAGCAGCUGCAGGUUAUCAACAUAUACGCAUGUACGAUCUGAACUCAAACAACCCCAAUCCUGUAAUUAACUAUGAUGGAGUUAGCAAAAACAUCACCUCAGUGGGUUUUCAUGAAGAUGGCCGUUGGAUGUACACAGGAGGAGAAGAUUGCAUGGCCCGUAUCUGGGAUUUGAGGUCCAGAAAUUUGCAGUGCCAAAGAAUAUUCCAGGUCAACGCUCCUAUUAACUGUGUGCGCCUACACCCAAACCAGGCAGAACUAAUUGUUGGAGACCAGAGUGGUGUGAUCCACAUAUGGGAUCUGAAAACUGACCACAAUGAACAACUUAUUCCUGAGCCAGAAGUCUCAAUAAACUCUGUACACAUUGACCCAGAUGCAAGUUACAUGGCAGCUGUUAACAGCUCGGGAAACUGUUUUGUGUGGAACCUUGCUGGAGGCAUGGGUGAUGAGGUGACUCAACUUAUUCCAAAAACAAAGAUUCCUGCACAUAAACGCUACUCACUUCGCUGCAAGUUUAGUCCUGAUUCCACUCUACUGGCUACCUGUUCAGCUGAUCAGACCUGUAAAAUCUGGAGGACUUCUAAUUUCUCCCUUAUGACUGAGUUGAGUAUCAAGAGCAACAACCCUGGAGAGACAUCUAGAGGCUGGAUGUGGGAUUGUGCCUUCUCUGGGGACUCCCAGUAUAUAGUUACAGCUUCUUCAGACAAUCUUGCUCGCCUGUGGUGUGUGGAGACUGGAGAGAUCAAGAGGGAAUAUAGUGGACACCAGAAGGCAGUGGUCUGUCUUGCUUUCAACGACAGUGUGCUUGGCUGAACAGGCAGGUUCAGUAACUGCGGCGUGGACUUAAAGGCAAAAGUAAUGCCGGACCAGUGUUUUUCCAGGGAGAGGUGGCACAAAAAACUCUUAAAAUCCCUGACAAGAUUUGUCAAGGUGUAAGGAUAGAAAACAAUGUUUUGAAGGUCUGUAUCAAGAAAACUGGGCUAUAUCUAGUACAGUGAUACUAGUGCUAGUACAGUAUUUUGAAAUGCUUUUAAUGUGAUGCGUAAAAACAGCCACAUGAAACCAAAUGUUAUUUGACGUGCCAUUGUAAAAUGUAUGAAUUUUAAUUAAAUCACUAAGUGACUUGUGUUAGUUGGAUUUAUGACAUGGCAUACUAUAAAUACAGAUUAAUGUAAAUACAAAUGUGCAGAAGUCAUACAAAAAUCUUGCCACCUGAUAAACCACAACCUUUUAUUAGGAAGAUCAAAAGUCACACAGUAAAAAUUACUACACAUAAUGACUUGCAGAAAAUACAGUUAGUGGCAUGUAGAAAAGGGAUGUUCUCCCAUGUAAUCGUGCAGCAUGCCACCAGAGUGGGUAAAACCCAUGAAGAGAGUGAUGAAGGCUUUGGCGAUAAUGGUGACAGCCUGUCUCCAGCUCUUCUCUCUCAGAAGCAUUGAAAUGCACUGCCUUGCCUGUUUACAGGCUUCCUUCUUUUUGAUAAAGUACCUGAAAAGGUAACUUUGUUUCCCUGCAUUUCUGAGAUUUGAUGAGAAGGGAACGUCACUCUGGCAGAUAAUAGAAACACACAGACACACAGAUGUUGCUGGGGAAACAGAUGUCAAUACAGAAGUAAACCAGCCUCUGUUUGCCUGGGCCUAGGAAGGAGAAUGACCAUCAUUAAAGAGCCCGUGCAAUAGACAAUAUGUAAGCAUUGCAUGUUCUUUGUUCAAUAUUAAUGUAAUAUUGUAAUUGAUCUUAAAUUAGUUCCACUAC
Molecule: messenger RNA, 1992 nt
Organism: Periophthalmus magnuspinnatus
Lineage: Eukaryota; Metazoa; Chordata; Actinopteri; Gobiiformes; Gobiidae
Gene: mlst8
Product: MTOR associated protein, LST8 homolog (S. cerevisiae)
Exons: 9
Coding region: 70-1050 (326 amino acids)
Biological process (GO): regulation of actin cytoskeleton organization; TOR signaling
Cellular component (GO): TORC2 complex; TORC1 complex
Molecular function (GO): protein binding
Source: RefSeq, a predicted model, not a curated record